Molecule: messenger RNA, 5813 nt
Organism: Leucoraja erinaceus (little skate)
Lineage: Eukaryota; Metazoa; Chordata; Chondrichthyes; Rajiformes; Rajidae
Gene: rgs3a
Product: regulator of G protein signaling 3a
Exons: 23
Coding region: 1611-4619 (1002 amino acids)
Biological process (GO): signal transduction
Cellular component (GO): nucleus; plasma membrane
Molecular function (GO): protein binding
Source: RefSeq, a predicted model, not a curated record
GGUCACGGGGAGAACGUACAAACUCCAUACAGACGGCAUCCGUAGUCAGGAUCGAACCUGGGUCUCUGGCGCUGUGAGGUAGUGGUAGCUCCAAGCCACCGAGCCGCCCAAGUGUUAGCUAAGAUUUCAGACAGUGGAGAGUUGUCCUCUCUGACUUCUAUUGACUUUAAUAUUAGCCCUUGGUCAAGUGCCGUGAUGUUGAGGACAGCUGUUUGUGCUUCAUCUCUAUGGUCAGGAGAUCUAGGGCUGAGUGUUCCUGGUGUAAUACAAAAUGAAUACGAGAGAGCAGUUAUUUGUAAAUGCAUAACCAUGGAUUGGAAAGGUUUAAACUAAGGUUUAGAAGUCCGAAGAUGGAUCUUGAUCCGAAACGUCACCCAUACCUUUUCUCCAGAGAUACUGCCUGACCGGCUGAGUUACUCCGGCAUUUUAUGUCUAUCUUGAGUGUAAACCAGCAUCUUCUACACAAAAGGUUUGAAUGAUAUGGACCAAUUGCGGGCAAAUGAGACUAGCUUAGAUGGGGCAUCUUGGUCAGCAUGGAUGAGUUGGGCCGAAGGGCCUGUUUCUGUGUUGCAUGACUAUGUCUAUAAAUAGCACAAUUAUUGACUCCUUAUGUCACUUUUUGAAGAAUGGCUGUAGACCAAAAUGUAUGUAAUGUAGACCAAUAUAAAUGUCCCCUGACUCUCAGUUUGAAGAAGGGUCUCGACCCGAUAUGUCACCUAUUCCUUUUCCCCAGAGAUGCUGUCUGACCCGCUGAGUUACUCCAGCUUUUUAUAUCCGUCUUUGACUAAUAUCUGGCUAUUGAUCUGAAUGUAUUUGACCAUUUGGAAGACAUGACGUGCCCGCACAGCCAAUGCAAGUGUUACCACCGCACGUUUUAAAGAAAAUUACCACCUAUCAGUGACACCAUGCCGAUUUCUAACAUUUUGUUUAAUUGUUUUUUUUCUCUCUGUUGAAGAUAAAGGUGAGCAACAGUUAAUGCGUGGGGGAUAAAGAACUUGUGUAAAGCCUAUGUGUCAUUGUUCAAUAGGAUAUCUGUUGCAGUAGCAGUUCUUGCAGUGUUCCUUACUUGGAACAGUGGUUCAGAGAUCAGAUUAUGCCCCGUUGAAUUGCAAUUUAAUCCCUUCCCAACCUGUUCAGUGAGAACGAGAAUCUUACUCCUUCUCUGGAAAGGGGUCAUUAAUUACUUUUGUACUUGGAUUACGAGGGCCACAGAACAGGAAUCGCUAGUUACUGGUGCUGAAUUUAAACCUUGGACGAUUGCAGCUUCUUUGAAGCCGUGAGCAGCAGCUCCAUUUCAGGGUUUUGGACAUGCUCUCCUGUCGGAUACCAGCGUGCAUUGUCAGGUCAUUCCUUACUGCCAGCGACAGGCCAGCUAAUGCUGGGAAAAGGCUCCAUUCAAAACGGCCAGGCAGCCAAUGGGAACAAAUGCUUAUUCUCAUCACUAUGGUCACGAGAGUGGCCCCGUUCAAAGCAAGGGCGGUUAGCAGUGCUAGCCCGGAAGCACCUCUGCUCUUACCAACCAUGCUCGAUACUGUACUUCUAACGGCCUCUUGAGUUACUGUUUUGAAACAUCGGGGAUUCAGAUUACAGCAGUGAGUUUGGCAUUCACAAUGGAGCACGGCAGCAUCCACCGAGUUUCCUUUUGCAACAGAUUCUCCAAUGUUCUGGACUCGUUUUACCUCACAACAUUUGGGCAGCUGAAGCUAUCGGUUCAUCUUCAAGAUGGGGCGAUUGCUGUUCACAUUAUGGAAGCGAAAGGGCUUAUGGGGAAAGAAUAUCAUGCCUGCGAUGCUUACAUAAAGUCGUCUGUGGUACCUGACAGCGAUCGCAGAAGCAGACAGAAGACAAAAACUGUGCCAGAUUGCAAAAACCCAGUAUUUCAUGAAUAUUUUAGUUUCCCACUGCAGGAGUCGGAUGAACAAAAGAGACUACUUGUCACAGUUUGGAAUAGAGAUAAAAAUUCAAGAUGCAGUGAGCUACUUGGGUGUAUGAGUUUUGGAGUGAAGUCACUGAUUGAAUUCGAGAAGGAGAUCAAUGGUUGGUACUAUCUGCUUGGAGAGGAUCUAGGAAGAACUAAGCACUUGAAGGUCGCCACACGUCGCCUUAAACCCACCCAAGGUCCUGCCAUGAAGAAUUCUCUGGCAGAAAAUGAGAAUCGAGGCACUGAAGAUAUGCUGCAAUUGAAAGUCACCAUCCCGCGAGGCAGAGACGGCUUUGGCUUCACGAUCUGCUGCGACGCUCCUGUUCGUGUACAGGCUGUGGACCCAGGUGGCCCAGCGGACCAGUCUGGUCUACAGUCCUUGGACACUCUGCUGCAGCUGAAUGGGCAACAAGUGGAGCAAUGGAAGUGUGUGGAGCUGGCGCAUGCAAUAAGAAAUUGCCACAGUCAGAUUAUUGUUCUGAUCUGGCGGCUGGUUCCCCGCUGGAAACCCAGCUUCGAGCGCUCGAUUCGAAGACCCUCCAGCAAGUCGAGUCAGGAUUGGCAGUCCCCGCCCCACAAGCGGGAGAAGAACUGCAGUAACCCGGCGGGAUUCCAGGAGCACCGGGAGAGUUGCCAUGUCGUGUACGACGGUACGGACGGAGUGGUACUGAACAGCUGGGAGCGGCGGGAGCAGUUCGACAAGUGCCUGCUGAAUGGAGGCUUGGUACCCAACACUACAGCCGAGGGGGACAACGUUCUCAUUCUCUCCCCAAUAAAGCACGGCACCCAGAUUCUGAGGCCAAUACCGCAAGAUAACCAUAUCAUUUAUGCAAAUGUAAGCAAAGGCAGAGUCCAGAACGGCCCAGAGAGGAAGCAGUCCCUGAUAGGGACCUCAGCAGACAUCUUGAAAACCACCGUGCAAGCAAUGAAGAGCCAAGGGAACUACAUGAACUGCACCAUUGUCAGAUCGCAUGUUCCCCGUGCAAACUACGGCACCUGCUUACCCCUGGCUCCAAAGAUCCUGGUUUUCCCUCUCUUUGUACAGCCGCUGGAUUUGUGCAACCCCACACGGUCUCUGGUCCUUUCCGAAAAUGUCCUCUUUCUCGAGGGUAAAAGUAAACCUCUCAAGGUUUGUGUUUUCAUCUAUACUGACUUGAUGCUUCUGACCAAGGAGGACGGGCGGGGCCACUGCAGUGUUUUACAGAACCCUCUUUUCCUACAGAACAUGGAGCUGGAGCAAGGUCCAGCAGAGGAACUCCAGUUUCAUAUCACAUAUUCUGAGAAGUCGCGGAGUAGCUUGAGUUUGGAAGCGUACACCACGGAACAAAAGAAGAAAGUGUGUCAAUGUUUAAUGGAAUACAUAGCCAAGCAGAAGCACGAUCAAUAUUCAGCAGUCACUGAGGCAACGAACAAGAUGCUCGACCCAAAAUCAGACGAGCAACCUGAGCUGCUGCCCGAGGAGAAAGUUCCCACCAACGAUCUCCAGCCGACUGAUGAAGGAGAGGUCGGUGGCCAGAAGCUCCCAGAGAAAGAAGUGGCUGCCGAAGGGGAAAAUGAAAGCCCAGAGGAAGCAAAAGAGCUUGUGGACAAGCGAGACAUCGGUGAGUCACAGGCUCCCCAGCGGCUGCCGUUCAACAUACCCGAGGUCAGGCUGGACACCACGUUUGCCCAAAGUAGUGAAGAUCUGCCCACUCUAGCCAUCGAUGGCGAUGAAGAUGAUGAAGAUGAUGAAGACGAUGAUGAUGAUGAUGAUGAUGAUGAAGAUGAUGAUGAUGAUGAUGAGGAGGAGAGUGACGACUGCUGCCUGGACGCUUGCGGAGCUAAGCGCCGCAGUAUGAUCGAGACGUCGGACUGCGAGAAGCACUGCACCCUCUCCAUCCAGAACUCCCUGCGCCGGCGAACACAUAGUGAGGGCAGCCUGAAGCAGGAGCCCAAGUCCCAGUGCUUUAAAUCCGACAACGCGCUCAACUGUGUGGGGUGCGAUGGUCAGAAAGGAAAAGGGAACUGGGCCCCACCCUCCCCAAAGACCCUCAAGAAAGAGCUGGCUAAUGUGAAAAACGGCGGCUCCAUGCAUCAACUGUGCCUCAUCUUCUCUGGACGCAGGCAGACGACAGGAGCAGAUUCAAACCAUGGCUUCGGUGAUGCUGAAGAUGGCUCCAAGAAGAAAAAGUCCAAAAACCUAGCCAAAGAUAUGAAAAACCGUUUGGGAUUUCUGCGCCGUCGCAACGAUUCCGGCUCGGGUGGUAACGCCGCCAAGUUGGACAAAGUCGGCAAAACUGUGAAACCCUCGUAUGAAGAAGCCAUAAAAUGGGGAGAGUCUCUGGAGAAACUUCUCAUCCACAAAUACGGUUUAGCAGCAUUCAGGGCGUUUCUACGCACGGAAUUCAGUGAAGAGAAUCUGGAGUUCUGGCUGGCAUGCGAGGACUACAAAAAAGCCAAGUCACAAUCCAAGAUGAUCUCCAAGGCCAAGAAAAUAUUUGGGGAAUAUAUCGCCAUUCAGUCCUGCAAAGAGGUUAAUUUGGACUCGUACACAAGGGAACACACCAAGGAGAAUCUGCAGAAGGUCUCGCGAUCCUGCUUUGACCUUGCACAGAAAAGGAUAUACGGACUGAUGGAGAAGGACUCUUACCCACGGUUUCUCCGGUCGGACCUCUACUUGGAUUUGAUAAACCAGAAGAAAAACAGCCCGCCGUCGUAGAUAGACACAUCUCUAUCCCCGACAACCAUUUGGGACAAAUUCAAUGUUGUGUUUACAUUAUUAGAGCGAGAUAGGACCGUCGUUGAUCAUCUCUGAGACUUUGAAACCUUCUCCAACGGAUUGAACCCAGAUGAGGGUCUUGGAGAUGAGUGGACCUGGACUGGGCUUGACAGUCAGGGACUGUUUACAGCAAAAACCUGCUCUGGGGGGUCCCAGCGAACAUGGGAUAACGUUGGGUUUCCGUUCCUUUAUCUGUGCUUGUUGUGCAAACGGCAGCAGCAAGACCUGCGGGAGCCACACGCGGCCAAACCAGUUAAUCUUUGUUCUUCCAAGACGACGUAAUAGACUCGGCUUUCAUCGUGCGGAGCAGCAACGGGCAACUCUCCCCGGGAGGAGGUCCCUGGACCACGGACACGGAGAAAGCCAAAGUAAUUAUUAAAAGCUGUGCUUUCAGGAACUGCCCAGAGCUACUCUAUCCAGGUCUUGACUCUGCCUCGACAUGCUGUGUAGGACUUAGACGGUGACAAGUCUGUUCCAAGAUACUACAUAGAAAGAAGCUUUCCGCAGCUGGUGGUGUGGGACCACCCGUAUCCCUCUGUGACUCUAUAACCAUAGGUAGAACCAAGUGCUCUUGCAACAGAAUCCUAUUAACAGCUUUGUCGUGUGCCAGGGGAAGAGUGAGCUAUUUAUUUCUAUAACCAGAUGCUUGAUGCAUUUCCAUUAGGAAAUAUUCCUUGUUUUCUUCCAUGUGUCGAAGUGCAAUAUUUCAGAGGUGUUCCUUUACCUUUUUGGUUAAUUAUGUGUCAUUUGUAAUAUUUUUUUUUCUGGAGGCUGUACAAAUUAUGUUGAAAUCUAUAUUUACUGUUAACGUUUAAUUGCAAUUACUAUCCCAGCAGCGGGCAGCUGGGAUAUCCUGACUGUGUAUAUAGUUACUCUCAAAUUUAUUUUUGAGUUUAAGGUUCCUAACAUGAGACCGUAGAUAAAUAAAUGUUGAUAUCGAUAUAGUCUCAGUGCUAAAGUGCGGGGACGGGGAAACAGCUGGGGAAAUGUUCCCUCGGGCCAUUGUUUGGGCGACAUUGGAUUUGAGGAAAGCUUGUGGUCAACUUCCAUUGUUUACAGUGCAGUUUCUCCUUGAAGCAAGAAGCCGACCAUUUUAUCCCAGCAAGUGGUAAAUAAAGAAUUGUCAAAGAACAA